UUUGCUGCUAUGACUGCGUUCCUUGUACAGAGGGGACCAUCUCAACUCAGGAAGAUAUGGAAAAAUGCACCAAGUGUCCAGAUGAUAAAUAUACAAAUGAGAAUCGAGUCCAAUGUAUCCCCAAAGUUAUAACUUUCCUGUCUUAUGAAGAACAUCUGGGCAUCAUGCUGGUUUCCUUGGUCCUGCUCUUUUUCCUAACCACAGGCUUUGUUGUCAUCAUAUUUAUUAAAUACCAAGAAACUCCCAUUGUCAAAGCCAACAACCGGGACCUCUCCUUCAUCCUCCUGGUCUCCCUCCUGCUUUGCUUCUUGUCUACUUUCCUCUUCAUUGGACAGCCAAGGAAAGCCACCUGUCUUCUCCGACAAACAAUGUUCAGCAUUGUCUUCUCAAUAGCUGUGUCUUCUGUGUUGGCUAAAACAAUCACAGUUGUCCUGGCCUUUCUGGCCACAAAACCAGGGAACAGGGUAAAGAGAUGGUUGGGGAAGAGUUUGGCCAACUCUAUCAUCCUUUCUUGUUCUACUAUCCAAAUGUUAAUCUGUGCCAUGUGGGUGGGAGUUUCUCCCCCAUUCCCUGACUCUGACUUCCACUCCCAGCCUGGAGAGAUCAUCCUGCAAUGCAAUGAAGGCUCUGUCACUAUGUUUUAUGUUGUCCUAAGCUACAUGGGUUUCCUAGCUGUCAUCUGCUUCACAGUGGCUUUCCUGGCCAGGAACCUCCCUGGGGCCUUCAAUGAAGCCAAGUUAAUCACCUUCAGCAUGCUGGUCUUCUGCAGUGUCUGGGUCUCCUUCCUGCCCACCUACCUGAGCACCAAGGGGAAAUACAUGGUGGCUGUGCAGGUCUUCUCGAUCUUGGCCUCCAGUGCUGGAUUGUUGGGCUGUAUCUUCUUCCCAAAAUGCUACAUUAUCAUUCUGAGGCCAGAUCUAAACACCAAAGAACAUCUAAUGGUGAAA
This is a messenger RNA of Notechis scutatus (mainland tiger snake), 947 nucleotides long. RefSeq names its product vomeronasal type-2 receptor 26-like. Gene Ontology annotation, molecular function: G protein-coupled receptor activity. Lineage: Eukaryota; Metazoa; Chordata; Lepidosauria; Squamata; Elapidae. The record is from RefSeq and is a predicted model, not a curated record. Gene Ontology annotation, biological process: G protein-coupled receptor signaling pathway. Gene Ontology annotation, cellular component: plasma membrane.